Electrophorus electricus (electric eel) is the source of this 393-nucleotide messenger RNA. It is a transcript of the gene atp5mk, whose product is annotated as ATP synthase membrane subunit k. Lineage: Eukaryota; Metazoa; Chordata; Actinopteri; Gymnotiformes; Gymnotidae. The record is from RefSeq and is a predicted model, not a curated record. Gene Ontology annotation, cellular component: proton-transporting ATP synthase complex.
GAGUAGUUAUUAAAAUAGGUGGAACUUCCUUUUUAAAGUUCAUUUGCUUUACUCUCUCAAAUUGAAGGGCACCAGUUCAGUAGAAGGGGUUGAGAUUAGUAAAAUAGGAGCGCAUAUUGAGAGAUGGCCGGACACGACUCGGGAGCGCAGCACCAGUUCACUGGCAUUGCCAAGUACUUCAAUUCAUACACCAUCACGGGAAGAAGAAAUUGUGUGCUGGCUACAUAUGCCGGCAUUGCUGCCAUUAUCCUCUUCUUCAAGUUAAAGCCUAAGAAACAGAAGGCUGUGACUUCAAGCUAGUUUAUAGUAAGGAUCUGUGUGAUUUUUCCACACAGGGUGAAGAUUGGUCUUCUCUUUAGUACCAUGUUGUAAAAUAAAAGUUGGUAAACACCA